AUGAUAACUCCCAAGAAACAUGCCGUUUUCGACGUGGUCGGCACCUGCGUGUCAUUUGAUGUUUUUCUGAAUACUAUCGAACAAGUCCUCGGCCCACGGUUGCAGGCGCAUAAUGUGUCGGCCAAAAUAUUUGGUUUUGCAUGGAUGCAGUCAGCAGAACUCGAGUCGCUUAUGCUUCACAUGUCCCGACGAAAUGUGCCAUACAAGGAGGUUUUUAAGGCUCUUUUCUAUCGUGUCUUAUAUAUGUCCGGAAUCGAGAAUCCGAGAUCAUUCGCGACCGAUGAAGAGCGAGACAUAUGUCAUGGCGCGUAUUCAAAGUUGGAACUUCGCCCAGAUUGCCGAGCUAUGAUUGAGAAAUUGAGAAAUAACGGCUUCACCGUUUGGUGUCUGACCACAGGCGACGCGGAAAGGGUUGGCGGUUAUUUCAAGCGCGCAGGCUUUGAAAUGCCUGCUGAAAACCUAGUCAGCUGCCAUCAAUUUAUGAAACACAAUUCUACGUCAGAAUCCCCUCUAGAAAUGGUCAAGCCAUCAAUGGGAUCAUAUCAGCCCAUGUUGGAUAAAUUUGCCCCUGAGGACCAGAAGUGGUUUGUCGCUGCUCAUAUGUGGGAUGUCAGUGCAGCUGUCAAGGCCGGAUUCCGUGGUGCUUACUGCUCGGUGUAUGAGAAGGAGUCUUGCAUCGAGAUUUUUGACACGAAGAUGGAAGUCAUGGCUGACAAUUUGCUUGAAUUGGCCGAAAAACUCAUUGCCACAUCUUCUUGA
Molecule: messenger RNA, 759 nt
Organism: Penicillium macrosclerotiorum
Lineage: Eukaryota; Fungi; Ascomycota; Eurotiomycetes; Eurotiales; Aspergillaceae
Product: putative 2-haloalkanoic acid dehalogenase
Exons: 2
Coding region: 1-759 (252 amino acids)
Source: RefSeq, a predicted model, not a curated record